This is a messenger RNA of Brenthis ino (lesser marbled fritillary), 705 nucleotides long. NCBI's taxonomy places the organism in Eukaryota, Metazoa, Arthropoda, Insecta, Lepidoptera, Nymphalidae. The record is from the annotation of a GenBank genome assembly.
AUGCAAGUGCAAGACAUGUCAAAAAUUGUUACCCUGCCGGCGGACUUGGCGAGACCGAACUCGACCAUGACGGUACAUGACGCACGCCUCAACGCGAGGGUCGACUCCAUGCUUGAAGAAGGCUUGAUCGAUGAACUCCUGAACUUUCACGACAGGCACAAUAAACAGAGGAUAGAAGAUGGCAAACCGCCAGACUACACAAAAGGCAUCUUCCAAACUCUUGGUUUCAAAGAAUUCCACGAAUACUUGAUGUUACCACCGGAAAAGAAGGAUAGUGAAGAAGGCAAGAAGCUUCUAGAAGAAAGCAUCUCUAAUAUGAAAAUGGGUACGAGAAGAUAUGCAAGGCGACAAAACAAAAUGGUCAAAAGCAGGUUUUUAGAACAUCCUACUAGAGAGAUCCCGCCAAUAUAUGAAUUGGACACGACAGACUUAACCAAAUGGGACGAUGAGGUCAAAUAUAAAGCAAUUCAUAUUAUAGAAAGCUUUGUAAAUAAAACCCAAUGUCAGUACGAGAGUUUGAAAUCUAAUGUUUCCGAUGAAAAGACAAAUAUAAAUAGUCAUUCAAGCAACUACUGCAGUGUUUGUGAGAGACUCAUUAUUGGGGACAAAGAGUAUUUGAUUCAUAUGAAUUCACAUAAACAUAAACGUGCAUUGAAGAGCAAACAAAGGCGAGCUCAACUAGCUGAAAAAGAAGAAAGAUGUGAA